CUAUAUGUAACAUAUUAAUAUAAUAAUGUCAAAUCAAGUAAAGAUUUAGAUUUCUUGUUUUCCAAUAAACCCAUCAUGUCUGCAUUUUUAUUAUUAGUACAAUUGAAUUAAAGAUAAAUAAAAUAUUACAAUUCCAAAAUAUUUAGGGGCAAUUUUGUAAAAUUAUAAUGAUAAUAAAGUAUUUCUAUAUUAGAAAAAAUAAUGUCCAUAAUUGAAAAAUAAGAUAUGUUAAAAUCAAUAUUAGAAACAAUGAACCUUUUCUAGAUAUAUACAUAAAUAGGGGAGUAAGGGCGACAUAUACACACAACUUUUACAAUCGCUCUUCAUUUUUAAACUUUUUUUUUUUUUUUUUAGUAGGUCAUUGUGUGAAACGGGUGGAGGAAUCAUGGGUCGUCGCAAAAUUGAGAUUGAGAUCGUGAAAGAUCCUAACACGAGGCAGGUCACAUUCUCAAAACGUCGAACAGGUUUAUUCAAGAAAGCAAAUGAGUUGUCCAUUUUGUGCGGAGUAGAGAUCGCUAUUGUUGUGUUUUCUCCUGGGAAUCGACCUUACUCUUUUGGUCACCCAGGAAUUAAUGUUGUUGCUGCCAAGUAUCUCCAACAAGAGCCUGAACUAAGUGAUUCCCUAGGGAACCCCUCCUCUGAUGCACCUGAUAUAGAGAAACUGAAUCUAAAACUUGUUGAGGCCUCCUCUGAUGCACCCGGUAUAGAAAAAUUGAAUCUAGAACUUACUGAGGUGUUGACACAAAUUCAGGAAGGUGAAAAGCAGAACGAGACCCAUGAUGAGAUUCUAAAGCAAGACAAUGUGAUGAAACUCUCUGAGCUUAAAGAAUUGAGAGAUUCGUAUAAAGAGCUUCACGAUUUGGUGAAAUUACGUCUUAGUGAUAUCGAGAUAUCAGUAUGCAUGAUGCUUUUAGCUCAGGAUCCAGUGGUAGGAAUAAAAGAAAAAUCUGCAAGAAAGAAAAGAAGAAAAAAUUAAUUCUUUACAACAACUAAUUUUAAUUUAUGUUCUACUUUUUUGGUGAUAGAUUAUAUCUGCAUGUCUCUCUGAAACCUUGUUUGGCAUGUCCCACACCGUUAAAACGAAGCAGGAGAGAAAACAGUAUCAGUGAUG
Molecule: messenger RNA, 1111 nt
Organism: Medicago truncatula (barrel medic)
Lineage: Eukaryota; Viridiplantae; Streptophyta; Magnoliopsida; Fabales; Fabaceae
Product: agamous-like MADS-box protein AGL29
Exons: 1
Coding region: 386-976 (196 amino acids)
Biological process (GO): regulation of transcription by RNA polymerase II
Molecular function (GO): DNA-binding transcription factor activity, RNA polymerase II-specific; protein dimerization activity; RNA polymerase II cis-regulatory region sequence-specific DNA binding
Source: RefSeq, a predicted model, not a curated record